Messenger RNA from Camponotus floridanus (Florida carpenter ant), 933 nucleotides. RefSeq lists its product as uncharacterized. Gene Ontology annotation, biological process: negative regulation of cell population proliferation. Lineage: Eukaryota; Metazoa; Arthropoda; Insecta; Hymenoptera; Formicidae. The record is from RefSeq and is a predicted model, not a curated record. The annotation marks the transcript as partial. The transcript is spliced from 6 exons.
UUUUCGUCACUCAGAAAAAUCAAAUCAAUUGCUUCAUUGGUUAGUCAAUCAAAAAGAAAUAUUCGAAAAACAGAAACACCAAAAACAAUUUUAAUUGCAGUCCCCAAUUUUGUGGAAUUUCGCAAUUAUGAAUCGAAUAAGUUAUAUCGGAAAGUUGUCAUGCUACAAAAUGUGAGUACGUCCUUAGCUAGAUUUCAAUUACCAGUACGGCCUAUGCAUUCACGAUUCAAUGUCAUGAUUGAAUGUAAAAGACAAACGGGUGGCAUUUCCCCAGGAAUGCAUGUAAAAUUGAUUAUUUUAUUUCGUUGUGACAUCUUGGACGAACCCGAAGAAAUGUUAGUGAUAAAUGUACAACAAGGACGUUCGGUGAUUAUUAAAUUACGCGGAUAUCGUGAUUCACCGAUAUUACAAAGUAAAUUUAUAAUUGUGGUACUUAUAUGUGAGAAUACACCUAAGCAUAUAGGGGUAUUCUUGUUGAAUAAAUUUUAUAAAUUGUUAGAAAAAAUAUUGAAAUUGAAUUUACAGUUUACCGAUUUAGGUAGUGACGCAUCAAACAUAUCUGGAGAGAGUAUACUGUAUUGCAAGAAAUUGAAGAGCUUCGAUUGUGGAGAGUGUCACGUAGAUCAACAAGUUGUUUUAUCUCUGAUAGUUAAAAACAUCGGCGGCGAAGGAAGAUUCUUCAUUAUGAGCGAAAUCGAUUGGUGCUCGAUGUAUAUCGAGGAUGUCACUAACGACAAUAUGCUAAUUCUACCAUCUUUUGCUAUAUGGCCCGCAUAUUUUACCCUCAAGUCGCAAGAGUACAUGUAUCUACACAUCUAUUUCUUUCCUGACACUCACGGAAUGCAUGUAGAGACAUUGUACGCAAUUUGUGAUAAUUGUUCUGUGAUAACAACGGAGAUCAUUGGAGAUGGAAUCGCGUACAAGCAACAGUAA